AUGUGCAGUGAUUUUCUGGCGGUGGUGACGGGCGCCAACGCCGGGCUCGGCUACGAGACGGCGCUGGCGAUGGCGCGGCGCGGCGCGCGCGUGGUGCUGGCGUGCCGCGACGAGGAGCGCGCGCGCGCCGCCCGCGACCGCAUCGUGGCCGCCACCGGCAACCCGGACGUGCUGGUGCGGCGCCUGGACCUGGCCUCGCUGGCCUCCGUGCGUCAGUUCGCGGCGGAGCUGGCGGCCGCGGAGCCGCGCCUGCACGUGCUCGUCAACAACGCCGGCGUGUACGCGCGCGGCAACACGCUCACCGCCGACGGGCUCGUGCUGGAGAUGCAGGUCAACCACUUCGCGCCCUUCCUGCUGACGCUGCUGCUGCUACCGCGGCUGCGGGCGGCGCGCGGCCGCGUGGUCACCGUCAGCUCCGUGCUGCACUGGCUUGGCACGGCCGACACGGCGCGCAUGAACACGCCGGGCGCGUACGGGGACCUGCGCACGUACUGCAACAGCAAGCUGUGCGGCGUGGCGCUGUCGGCGGAGCUGGCGCGGCGCGAGGCGGGGCGCGUGGCGGCCGUGAGCCUGCACCCGGGCAUCGUGCGCACGGGCGUGGCGGAGGGCGCGCUGUUCGCGGCGUGGUGCUGGCUGUGCGCGCGCACGGCGGCGGAGGGCGCGCAGUCGGCGCUGCACGCGGCGGGCAGCGCGCAGUGCGCAGCGGGCGCGCCGGGCUCGGGCCAGUACCUGCAGGAGUGCCGGCCGCGCCGCUGGUCGCGCCGCCCGCGCGCCCACGACCCCGCGCUGGCCCGCAAGCUCUGGGAGUACUCGGAGCGCCUCGUGCACUACAGGUACGAGGACGUGCCGACAGAUGACAAACUGUGAUGUUACUUUACAUGGAUGGAAGAUGAUGGUUGUAAAACUUUGUGUUGGUGGGAGGGUAGGAGGACUAGGAGGUUGCACGUUGGAAUAUAGCUGGGAUGCGGGUGAUAGAGUACCCUCCUAUCAAUGCAAUAGAUACCUUCUUACUUUAUUAUUUACCAGUUACGGUUUUAAUAAGUGCCUGAACUAUUUUUAAUUUUAUGAGAAACUACAGAAUAAAUCAGAUAAGUAAGUAAUAUUUUAUAUUUUUCAAUGAAGGUCAUCAUCAUAGUUAUACUUACAAAUUCGGACUGUACCUAGGGUACCUAACCUAUACACAUAGUACCUACACAAUAACACAUGUCAUAAGGAAACUAUGUAUAUUUCUAUAGAAAAAAUUAAUACUUACCUACCAAUAAAAUAUUGUAGGCAGUAUUAACAUGACCGGUUUGCUGAUUGCUAUACUUAACUAAACAAUUAUGAGAUGAGGAUCAAUAUUAUGUACCUUCCUGCGUAGGUAACAUAAAUACUAUUAUUUACUUAUGCAGUGUUUAUAUACCUACCAAUAUUCUAAACAUCUGCAAGUGUAUUGGAUGAUGUAACAAAAAUGAUACAAUAAGUAGGUAUGUAAGAAAAUCUUGAAUCAUGGUCUAAACAAAUUAAACAAUACUUAACACAAAUUAAGGUAGAUGAUUGUUCUUGAGCUUUAUGUCGUUUAGUUGAUGUAAUCUCCUUAACUAUAAGCAAAUUAUUCACAUUA
Molecule: messenger RNA, 1603 nt
Organism: Plutella xylostella (diamondback moth)
Lineage: Eukaryota; Metazoa; Arthropoda; Insecta; Lepidoptera; Plutellidae
Product: retinol dehydrogenase 12
Source: RefSeq, a predicted model, not a curated record